Molecule: messenger RNA, 3988 nt
Organism: Erinaceus europaeus (western European hedgehog)
Lineage: Eukaryota; Metazoa; Chordata; Mammalia; Eulipotyphla; Erinaceidae
Product: zinc finger protein 62
Biological process (GO): regulation of transcription by RNA polymerase II
Molecular function (GO): RNA polymerase II cis-regulatory region sequence-specific DNA binding; DNA-binding transcription factor activity
Source: RefSeq, a predicted model, not a curated record
GGGGGCUGCUGGAUGGGGGAGCCAGGGGGAGGUGCUUGCUCUUAGAAAAAUACUUAAGUGUUUCUGUUUAUUUCUUAUUGGGGGAUUAAUGCUUUACAGUCAACAGUGAACACACUAGUUUGUGCAUGCAUAAUAUUCCCCAGCUUUCCACACAGCAGUACAACCCGCACUGGGUCCUCCUUUGCCGUCCUGUUUCGGGACCUGAACCGUCCCCCCACCCCCAGAGUCUUUUACUUUGGUGCAAUAAUGUUUCUCUUUCUAAGUGAAGUUUUGGGUGUGGCGCAGGGCUGGCAGGAGAGCAGGACAGUGAUGCGCAGGACUGGUGCCAGGCCCAGGGUGCCAGGCUCAGGCCCCAGCACCACCGAGCUCAUUACAAAAAAAAAAAAAAAUGAUGCUUAUGACUCAGAAAGUUAACAGUUAAAAAAAAAAGGGGGGGCUUUUCAAAGGUCUGCUCAGCUCUGACAUAACCAUUUUUGUUGGUGCCUUUGAAUGUGCCCUUCCAGAGUUUUUUCUUAUGCAAAUACUGGCAAAUAGGGAUGUAGUCAGUAUCCCCCCACCCCCUUUUUUUCUUUUUCACACACAUCUUCUGCCCCUUGCUUCUUCACCGCAUUUGUUUUAGAGAUCAUCAGGACAAUUUUUUUUUUCUUUAAAUAACGCUGUGGUAUUGAAUUGGCAAUUAUUUGGGUGUUCAAUAAUCAGCUCUUUGAGGACAUGAUUUUAUUUAUUUAUUUAUUUUUAAUUCUCUUCCUUUUUUUUUUUUUUUUGUCACCAGAGUAUUGCUGGGGCUUAGCACCUGCACUGCAAAUCCAAUGCUUCUGGCAGCCGCCUUUUCCUUUUUACUUAUUUGUUUUCUUUUAUUUGAUAGGACAAAUUGAGAGGAGAGUGAAAGAUAGACAAAAAGACACCUGCCAACCUGCUUCACCACUUGGGAAACUUCCUUUCCUCCCUGAACUUAGGAGCUGGAACCUGGUCCUUGUGCAUGAUACCACAUGUGUCCAGUCGGUUUCAGAAAAUCUCUCAGCCUUCUUUCAGAAACCUCUUUCUUGUCUUAUUGCCUGGGAUGAUGACUAGAAAUCUCUUCUGCACUACCAGAAAAACAUGCAAGAAAAUGGAGUAUUGGAGAUAGAAUUGGACAAUGAAUGAAGUGUCACAUUUGAAGACGAGGGACACAGAGGAUGAGGAAUCAACUGAAAAGUAUGAAAAAGUUGGAAGUACUGAGUCUCUGUGUUCCAAAGUGGAAGGUCUUCACGAGGAUCAUAAACAGGAAUAUAAGCAUAAAGUCAUCCACACUGGAGAGAAACCUUACGAAUGUGAUGAAUGUGGAAAGGCCUUCAGAAACAGCUCGGGUCUUAUAGUGCAUAAAAGAAUCCAUACAGGUGAGAAACCUUACAAGUGUGAUGUUUGUGGCAAAGCAUUCAGCUAUAGCUCAGGUCUUGCAGUCCAUAAAAGCAUUCACCCUGGGAAGAAAGCCCAUGAAUGUAAAGAGUGCGGAAAGUCCUUCAGCUACAACUCACUACUUCUUCAGCAUAAAACCAUUCACACUGGAGAAAGACCUUAUGUGUGUGAUGUUUGUGGGAAAACUUUCAGAAACAAUUCAGGCCUCAAAGUUCACAGAAGGCUUCAUACUGGGGAAAAACCAUACAAGUGUGAUGUGUGUGGGAAAGCCUAUAUCUCCCGUUCUAGCCUUAAGAACCACAAAGGUAUCCAUCUGGGGGAGAAACCCUUUAAAUGUAGCUAUUGUGAGAAAUCCUUCAACUACAGUUCUGCCCUUGAACAACAUAGGAGGAUUCAUACCAAGGAGAAGCCUUUUGGAUGUGAUGAGUGUGGAAAAGCCUUUAGAAAUAAUUCAGGUCUUAAAGUACAUAAGCGAAUCCACACUGGGGAGAGACCUUACAAAUGUGAAGAAUGCGGGAAAGCCUACAUCUCACUUUCAAGCCUUAUAAAUCAUAAAAGUGUACACCCAGGUGAGAAGCCCUAUAAAUGUGAUGAGUGUGAAAAAGCCUUCAUCACAUACCGAACCCUUUUAAACCACAAGAAAAUUCAUCUUGGGGAAAAGCCCUACAAAUGUGAUGUGUGUGAGAAGUCUUUUAAUUAUACUUCACUCCUUUCUCAACACAAGAGGGUCCACACUAGGGAAAAGCCCUACGAAUGUGACCUUUGUGAGAAGGUCUUCAGAAACAACUCCAGCCUUAAAGUGCAUAAAAGAAUCCAUACUGGAGAGAAGCCCUAUGAAUGUGAUGUGUGUGGAAAAGCCUAUAUCUCACACUCAAGCCUUAUUAAUCACAAAAGCACCCACCCUGGCAAGACACCCUACACAUGUGAUGAAUGUGGAAAAGCUUUUUUCUCAAGCCGAACUCUAAUAAGCCAUAAAAGAGUCCACCUUGGGGAGAAACCCUUCAAAUGUGCUGAGUGUGGGAAAUCUUUCAGUUACAGCUCACUCCUUUCUCAGCACAAGAGGAUCCACACUGGAGAGAAACCUUACAUAUGUGAUAGGUGUGGGAAGGCAUUCAGGAAUAGUUCAGGCCUCACAGUACAUAAAAGGAUACACACAGGCGAGAAACCCUAUGGAUGUGAUGAGUGUGAAAAGGCAUAUAUAUCACACUCAAGUCUUAUCAACCAUAAAAGUGUACAUCGUGGACAGCAGCCCUAUAACUGUGAGUGUGGAAAAUCCUUCAAUUAUAGAUCAGUCCUUGACCAACACAAAAGAAUCCACGCUGGGAAGAAACCAUACCGAUGUAAUGAGUGUGGAAAGGCCUUCAAUAUCAGAUCAAAUCUCACCAAGCAUAAAAGAACCCAUACUGGAGAAGAAUUUUUAAAUGUGACAAAUAUGGGAAGUCUUAGUGUCAUAUCACAGAAGAUAAUUUAUGAAGGAGGAAAUGCUCUGGAUGGGGCCAGGAUGAGCAUGUCUAUGAAGGCAGAGCCUACCAAGUCUCAGAGAACUCAAGUGGCAGAAACAUUUUGUGAAUAUAAGAGUAUCUGGGGUUCUUGCGCAUGGCAUAUAGUUUGCAUAGUGUAACUGAAAUCAUGAGUAGCCUUUCUGUGUGAUUUUCAAUCAUAGCCAGUAAGGAAUACUCCAUUACCCAAGUAAUUAAUCCCUUAAUGAACAUAAAAUAGGGAUAAAAUCUAUCAAAGUGAUGGAGCAUGAAAAACCCUUGAAAACAAGCAGGUGUUUCUGAACAUGAAAAUCAGUAGUUGAGCAAAAGACAAAUUAGAAAUCAAAUAGUUUGCAUUGGAAAACUCAUAUCUAAGUAAUUCUUAUCAAUAGAAAUCUAAGGGAUUCAGGUAUAGCUUUGAAUCCCAGUAAUAAACAUUGGUCAGUGAAAAAGAUUGAAGAAGGGCCUACAAUAGGCAAAUUCAGGGAGAGAUAAACUUCAGGGAAUAUAAAUUUAAUAGUACUGAUCAUGAAGUAUAAUCUUGAUAGAACUGAGUAAUAUGAGAAUCAUUAACUUCUGAAACUUUGGGUUUUAUUUAGGAGACAAAAAUACAGACUAAACCUAACAGGAUUUAGGAGAGUUAGUCAAAUGCAAGCUGACCAGAUUGUUAUAAUCUACACUAGUUAAAUGAGAGGAGCAUUUAAAAAAUUACAACAUUGAUUGUAAUGAGAAAUGUGUGAUAAGGGAAAACCUUACACAUGCUACAAACCUGGAGAUAAGUUUAGCAUAAUCAAUAAUUAAAUACAUUUUUGAGAUGAAUUUGCACUUACACAAGAACUGAUUUAGGAGUUUCUGUGAAGGAGACUGAAGGAGGAUGUUUGACUGCAGGAACUAAAAAGUAGCUACCAGGAAUGGAGGGGUAAAAGAAAAUUCACGCAUCUCGAUAAUUGUUUGAUUGUUAACUGGAAUGUGUUACUGUAAAGCUUAUGCACUUCAUGUGUAUAUUAUCUAUUGUAAAAUGUUACAAAUACUUUGUUCAGGGCUUAUUACUUUGGCUAUGAAGAGCCAGGUUGUGUGGAGACAUAAGAUGGAACUCCAAUAAUAAUAAUAAUAAU